Messenger RNA from Tinamus guttatus (white-throated tinamou), 2370 nucleotides. The record is from RefSeq and is a predicted model, not a curated record. NCBI's taxonomy places the organism in Eukaryota, Metazoa, Chordata, Aves, Tinamiformes, Tinamidae.
AUGCCGCAAGGCCACCACCUCCUCAUUAAUCAGACGGAUACGGUAAUUCACUGUCGAUGCUCCAGGUGCUUUUCUUUCCCUUCAAAGCGAAGGGUAAGAAAACGGCCCCGAGUCCUGACGUUGCUGAGUCUGCCGGAAGAUGUUCUGUUCCAUGUUCUGAAACUUGUGCUGAAGGGCUUUCGUGCUGAGGACAUCCUCUCAGUCAGAGCCGUACACUCGCAUCUCAGAUACCUUGUGGAUAAUCAUGCUAGUGUUUGGGCCUGUGCGAGCUUCCAAGAAAUAUGGCCUUCUCCCAACAAUCUGAAGAUGUUUGAAAGGGCUGCUGAAAAGGGUAACUUUGAAGCUGCUGUGAAGCUGGGCAUAGCAUACUUGUACAACGAAGGCUUGUCCAUCUCCGACGAGGGUCGCGCAGAAGUGAACGGGUUGAAGGCGUCGCAUUUCUUCAGCCUGACGGAGCGCCUGAACAUGCGCGCCGCCCCGUUCGUCUGGCUCUUCAUCCGUCCUCCCUGGUCCCUCAGUGGAAGCUGUUGCAAAGCUGUGGUCUAUGAAAGUCUCAAAGCAGAAUGUCAGCUGGAUAAGGUUCAAAAAGGAUCUAUCCUCCACUGCCUGGCUAAGGUCUUAAAUCUGUUUGAGGAUGAAGAAAAAAGAAAAGAAUCCCUUGAAAUGUUUGAAGAAUCUUCAAAGCAGGGUUGUUUAAACAGCUCCUACCUCCUUUGGGAAAGCAACAAAAAGGCUGCUAUGUCAGAUCCUGGCAGAUACCUGCAAAGCCUCAGGAAGCUAAGGGACUAUGCAGCAAAGGGCUGCUGGGAAGCACAGAUAGCUUUAGCUAAAGCUUGUGGGAAUGGAAACCAACCAGGAUUAGAAGCGAAAUCUUCCAAUGAACUGGUAUCCCAGAUCUUUCAAGCCUCCAUGCCUGUCAGCAAGCAAAGUAUCUUCACUGUGCAGAAAGGAAUGAAUGAAACAAUGAGGUACAUCCUGAUUGACUGGUUGGUAGAAGUGGCCACCAUGAAAGACUUCUCUAGCCUCUGCCUUCACAUGACAGUGGGAUGUGUGGACCGUUACUUGAAGCUGAGACCUGUACCCCGAGCUCGACUCCAGCUUCUGGGCAUUGCCUGCAUGGUUAUUUGCACACGUUUUGUUAGCAAAGAGAUCUUGACGAUACGGGAAGCCGUGUGGCUAACGGACAACACAUACAAAUAUGAAGACCUUGUCAGAAUGAUGGGCGAAAUCAUUUCUGCCCUAGAAGGAAAAAUAAGGAUGCCUACUGUCGUGGACUACGUAGAAGUGUUGUCACACAUAGUCUCUCUGGAGAGAAGAACCCUUCACCUGUGCAGCUUCAUCUGAGAGCUGUAAGGCCUCUGCGUGUACUCCCCGGCGCGCCUGGCUGCGGCGGCGCUGCUCCUGGCCAGGGUGCUGCACAAGCAGGCACAUCCCUGGACAAGCCAGCUGUCUGAGUGCACUGGUUUCUCUCUCGAAGACCUGCUGCCGUGUGUGCUAAGCCUCCACCAAAAAUGUUUCCACGAUGAUGUCCCAAAGGAUUAUAGGCAGGUGUCUCUAACAGCGGUGAAACAACGAUUUGAAGAUGAACGUUAUGAAGAAAUAGGUAAAGAAAAGAUGAUGAGCUACAGCCAGCUGUGUUCGUUAUUGGGUGUGAAGCAGGAGGACCCGGAGCCCAACCCCAUGCACACAAAUAUGGUGGAAAUUCAGACUUUCCUUAGUUCUCCCUCUGGAAAGAGAACUAAAAGGAGGAGGGAAGACAGCUUUCAGGAUGACAGAGGCAGCUUUGUGACUACACCAACAGCUGAGCUCUCCAACCAGGAAGAAAGUCUCCUAGACAACUUCCUAGACUGGAGCUUAGACUCCUGUUCUGGUUAUGAAGGGGAUCAGGAAAGCGAAGGCGAGAAAGAUGGAGAUGUGACAGCUCCCAGUGGUAUCUUGGAUGUGACCGUGGUCUAUGUGAAUCCAGCUGACCACUGCUGUCAAGACUCCAGUGACGAAGAUAACGCAGCCACAGGCUGGUGUGAGCACACGGUGCCACCGAGCGAGGCUCAGCUGUCCCAUGAGAGCUGUGUUCUUCCAGCAUAUCUCACCCCAAGAAAUCCUAACCUAGAAGGGAGCUCAGGCUACUCCUCUGUCAACAGCACCAGUCCUACAUCUUCUGUAGAAGGCAGCUUUGGAGUACCUCUCAGAACUACCUCAGCGCUGUCCCUUGGCAGUGCCACAAACAAGGGGCCGUGCCAGCCUCAUUACUUGAAAUCACAUUUACAGUCGGUCAGUGCUAGGCCCAACCAGGGCAAGUGCGACAGAAGACAAGUCAAGCGAAAAAACAUUGCAGAACACAGCGAAGAAAGGGUGAACUUGGGUCUCUGA